Cercopithifilaria johnstoni is the source of this 2484-nucleotide messenger RNA. The record is from the annotation of a GenBank genome assembly. Lineage: Eukaryota; Metazoa; Nematoda; Chromadorea; Rhabditida; Onchocercidae.
AUGUGCAGACGCGCACCCUUCCCUCCACCAUCUGUUUCAACUAAUCGCUUGGGAUUAAGAAAUGCUGUAGUAAUGGAUCAGCAAGAAUUGCCAGUGUCUUCAAGAAUUAAUACAGCAACUAAUGAACAGGAAAAGAAGCAAACUGUUGCUGUAGAAGAAUUUACUAAAGAGAGGAUUACGGUGAGACAGACUUAUGAUGAGGAAGACUGCAGCUAUAUGCUGCGUGUACUCGAAAAGGAUGCCUUCUCGAUGGUUGUUUCCGCUUUCCGUGCUCAAGGAAUGCUGAAUGAUUACAAAAGGAUAUUGUUGGAGCAUCUCAAAACAGCGUUGUUUAUAUCUAAUGAAUCUUAUCACUCUGAAAUACGACAAGCAGCUAAUGAUGAAAUAUUGACGAAAAUAGCCCAAACUUUGAGUCCAUCGUAUGAUACAUAUGCACAGUGGGGAAUCGAAGGCUUGGAUCCAGUACCGCACUAUGACGACAUUCCCAUUCAAGAGGAUAUUGGUGAUGGCAAUAAAGUAAACCAAAAUGUUGCAAAUGAAUUGCUGAGGCUCGCAAAGGCACAUAAUGAAAGGCUACAAGAUGCAGAUACAGCACUACACGAGAUGAUUGCAUUGCCUAAAGCUCCUUACGUCCCGGAAAGAUUACGGUUAUUACUGCGUGAAACGGAGAGCCAUGAAGGACGUGUUGAUAUACUGCAUUCUGGCGAAGAUGAAAAUAGUACACGAACUUCUCGUAUAACUUCUAGUCUCAUCAAAAAGGAAACAUUGCCAUUCGAUGGAACUCAACAAUUCACAAGAGCAGUACACAGUGCAGAGGAACUACAUAUUGGUAGUUCAAACCAAAAAUCAACACUUUACUAUGACGUAGCACCAUCAACAAGUACAGCACACCCAAGUUCUUUUGAAUUGACAACAUCAUGUCCAUCUUCGAGUUCUAGUUCGACUCCAGUUAUUACUUCUGCUGAUCAAGCUGUUCUUAUAUCAAAGAGUGGUGCUCAAGGUGACGAAGAUUUCGAUUCGCAACUCGCAGGAGAAUACCUAAGACCAAAAAAACGGAGGCGCGAUUUGUCUGCUACAUGUGCUCGAGUACUACCAUUCAGGUUCCAGUCGCCAGCUCCGGGACAGAAAAGUAAACCCAUUCGUGGAAAUCCUGAUCGACGGCCACCGAGGCAAGUAUCACCAUCAGGCAUCUCAAAUUUCACAUCUACGUCGUCAGUGUCAGGCAAUCCGGCAUUUAUUGGUGCUCAUCCUCCCCACACGUCAGUACUUCCAGCACUUCGUACCACACCCGCGAGUUCCACCACAAUCAAUCCCGGGAGAUUGCAUCAAGUCCCUCAUCUUUUUACCUCAGGCGUGGUUAUAAAACGUACUCGAACACUGUCAUCCGGAGGGAAUGAGUCUGCAGUCUUGGAUGGAAGUUCUACUUUCCCUCGACAACUACCCAAUGCCCAGAAUGUGUUUAGGAUACAUCAGCCGGUACAACGAGCGUAUAUAAGAUCCUCCAGUGGACAGCGAUUUUAUGCAUCACCAAUAGUAUCAGCCUACAGUAAUCCAACUCGACCUUAUUACGGCAAUCCAAAUACUGUUGUUGGACUCAUGCGUUCAGUAUCAUCGAGUUCGCCACGUUCGUCUUAUACCAUAUCAUCUGGACCAAAUACAUCAUCUGCAUGUCAUUUACAGCCACAAACAAUAACUUCGAGCGAAAUUCAACGUUUAGUUGCUCAAGCUGCUGCAUCUGGUCAGCCACAACAAUAUCGUACUGUUCGAAGACCGCCUCCUCGACCGGUCGUUUUAACUAAUUCAUCGCGCUUUUCGGUCACAAAUCAGCGCCAGGGAAUUUCGACUUCCGUCACACCGUUCAUAAAUUUAACAGGAACAAAUUCGUAUUCUGUGCAGCAACAGCACCAGUUAGCUGUUCAUCCAUCACUUCGAGUAACCCACCGUACUGUUCUAUCAUCAUCUGCAGUUGGAUCAGCAACGCAACGUACACACGCUGUUCCUUCAACAUCACUUGAUGAUAACACGUCAGUUUCAGCCAAUGUGGACUUACAGCACAUUAAUAGUGCUAACCUAGAAUUGCAGGAGUCUGAUCUAGAUACCAUUGCAGCUGUCAAUUCCAUAACACAAGGUAACGAUGGGGCGAUGGAGCAGGAACGUGGAACAGGCGUGGAUAAGUCAGUGGUUGCAGUAAAUUCUGAUGAGACUGCAUCGCAAGUUCGUUUGGAAUGCGACGAAGUGUUGCUUCACGAAUCACGUUGUGUCCUACCCGAUUAUGAUAAUCCAUCUAAUGUGCAAGUAACACAACUUCAGCAACAUGCUGUUUGCGAAGAAGUUCCCACUAUUGUUAGUUACUGUGGAGAGAAUCAAGAUGGCAAUCGUAAUCGUGGCAGUCAUUUGAUGCCGGAACAAUAUGCGAAUGGUCUAAUUCAUCAGGAAGAUCAAAACGUCAUUAAUUAUGUCACUGCAUCACAGUGUAUUCAGUGA